Messenger RNA from Sitophilus oryzae (rice weevil), 576 nucleotides. RefSeq lists its product as uncharacterized. The coding region runs from base 1 to 576 and encodes 191 amino acids. Gene Ontology annotation, molecular function: nucleic acid binding; zinc ion binding. The record is from RefSeq and is a predicted model, not a curated record. The transcript has a single exon. Lineage: Eukaryota; Metazoa; Arthropoda; Insecta; Coleoptera; Curculionidae.
AUGGACAAAAAUAUCGAGGAACUGGAGAAACUAAAACAAAGUUUAGAAUCAAAAGCAAGAAUGAAAUGCGAGGCACGAUUCGAGGGUAAAACACAAAAGAAAAUAUCUCUCCAUAUUAGAGGUAUGGAUUCCCAAACAUCGAAAGAGGAAAUACAAAUUGCCCUGGAAGGAUACCUCGGGCCACUAGAAAACAAAGAUGUCAAAAUAGGAGAGUUGAGACCAAACUACGCUAACACCCAGGCAAUUACGGUAAACCUAAUAGAAGAAGAUGCAAAUAUAUUGGAAAAGUCCAGUUAUAUAAAAAUAGGAAUGGUUAGAUGCGAGGUGGAAAGGAGGAUUGGCCUUAAGAGCUGCAGGAGAUGCUGGGCAUACGACCAUGAAGUCAUGGAUUGUAAGGGACCAGACAGAAAGGGAAUAUGUUUUAAGUGUGGAAAGGAGGGACAUAAUGCCAAAGAAUGUUCGGGGCAGACUUACUGCUUGAUUUGCGAAAAGGAGGGACACAGCGCGAACGGCAGUAAGUGUGAUGCCUUUAAAAAGGCACUGAAAGAGGAGAAAAGAAAGAAAAAAGACAAGUAA